This is a messenger RNA of Saprolegnia parasitica CBS 223.65, 549 nucleotides long. RefSeq lists its product as hypothetical. Bases 25 to 408 code for a protein of 127 amino acids. NCBI's taxonomy places the organism in Eukaryota, Oomycota, Saprolegniomycetes, Saprolegniales, Saprolegniaceae. The record is from RefSeq and is a predicted model, not a curated record. The transcript has a single exon.
AGUUGACCGCGAAAAAGCGCAAGCAUGGUGCUCCCAGUGCUCAUUGCAGGCGGCGCCGUUGGCGGCAGCUGCGCCGCGUACGCUACCUACCACACGGGCGAGUUUGUCGCGACGACGGUCGUUGGCGCCAAAGCUUCGCCGCCGAUGACGGGCCUCGGCGUGCUCGGGGGCGCCGUCGCGUCCAUCGCGACCUACAACGCGACGGCCCGCGCCCUCGCAUCGAAUGCCACGUAUGCGAAGUGGACGACGUUCUCUGCGCCCGCCAACGUCAACGACUGGAACUUCAAGGACUUUGCCCGGACGUCGGGGCCGUAUGCUGCGUCUCGGUUUGGCCUUGUGCUCGCGUCGGUCGCCGCGUUUGGCUUUACCCGCGUCGUUAUCGAUGCCGCCCGCGACGCCACCAAGUAGCUCCGUCGUACUCGUUCUGAAUCGACAAUGUAUAUUUGUACAAAGGUCCGCGGACGCAAUAGAUAGAUAAAUACCUAGGACGUUUCUUCGCGUGAAUCAGACCAAGCAAGUGGCUGUAAGCUCAAGGCAGGAAGAUUGUGC